Erpetoichthys calabaricus (reedfish) is the source of this 1382-nucleotide messenger RNA. Its product is annotated as extracellular calcium-sensing receptor-like. Gene Ontology annotation, biological process: G protein-coupled receptor signaling pathway. Gene Ontology annotation, molecular function: G protein-coupled receptor activity. The transcript is spliced from 4 exons. The coding region runs from base 1 to 1308 and encodes 435 amino acids. NCBI's taxonomy places the organism in Eukaryota, Metazoa, Chordata, Cladistia, Polypteriformes, Polypteridae. The record is from RefSeq and is a predicted model, not a curated record. Gene Ontology annotation, cellular component: membrane.
AUGAAUCUAACUCAGAGUCAUGGAGGGGACAUCGGUAAUCAACAACUUUUACAUUAUCUGAAGCAAGUGAAUUUCAUCAAUAACUUAGGUGAAAGAGUAGCAUUUGAUGAAAAUGGAGAUGCACUUCCAACAUAUGAUAUUAUAAAUUGGCAACCAGCAGGUGAUGGAACAGUCAUAAGUAAAACCAUUGGGGUUUAUGACUACUUAGCCACAGAUGGACAACAACUUUUAUUAAAAGAAGAUGCUAUUUUUUGGAAUUUUAAUCCCACAACUAUUCCAGAAUCUGUUUGUAGUAAAAGCUGUAUGCCUGGCACAAGGAAAGCCACAAGGAAAGGCCAGCCAGUUUGUUGUUUUGACUGUGUCCCCUGUGCAGAUGGCGAAAUCAGCAGUGAAACUGAUGCUAUUGAAUGCAGACAGUGUUCACCUGACCACUGGUCUAACAAUGGAAGAAAUCAGUGUGUGCUGAGAGAAAUUGAAUACCUGUCCUAUGAAGAUGCUAUGGGAUGUACAUUAACAACAACUGCAUUGUUUGGUACCUGCCUGUCAAUUACCGUUUUAGCUGUUUUUGUCCUCUAUCGAAACACCCCAGUGGUAAAAGCCAACAAUUCUGAGCUGAGCUUCCUUCUCCUGAUUGCACUGACCUUGUGUUUUCUUUGUGCUUUGUGCUUUAUUGGCCAGCCAUCAGAUCUGACCUGUAGACUACGGCAUGUGGUGUUUGGUAUCAGCUUUGUUUUGUGUAUCUCUUGCAUUCUUGUUAAAACUAUUGUUGUGAUAAUGGCGUUCAAAGCCACAUUGCCCGGUAACAACAUGAUGAAAUGGUUUGGAGUGACCCAGCAAAGAGGCACAGUUUUCUUUUUUACUUUUAUCCAGGCUUUAAUAUGUAUAAUUUGGCUGGCUACCAAUCCACCUUUUCCAGCUAAAAACAACAAGUAUCAAACUGCAAAAAUUAUUUAUGAGUGUGACGUUGGAUCAGUGACUGGAUUUGGCUGUCUGCUCGGGUACAUUGGUUUAUUGGCUGGGAUCUCAUUUGUAUUGGCUUUUCUUGCAAGAAAUCUUCCAGACACUUUUAAUGAAGCCAAAUUCAUUACCUUCAGCAUGCUCAUCUUCUGCGCCGUCUGGAUCACUUUUAUCCCAGCAUACAUCAGCUCUCCUGGAAAAUACACUGUAGCUGUGGAAAUAUUUGCAAUCUUGGCAUCCAGUUUUGGUCUUCUUUUUGCCAUUUUUGCUCCAAAAUGUUACAUUAUUUUACUUAGACCUGAACAGAAUACAAAAAAGGCACUAAUGGGAAGAGGAAAUGCUGACAAAUGAAGACAUAACGUCAAUAGUUAUUUGUGAUAGAUAAAGUAUAGGAUUGUUACUGUUUUAGUAUAGCUGAUAAAUGA